Messenger RNA from Schizosaccharomyces osmophilus, 1182 nucleotides. RefSeq names its product ER zinc importer, CDF family, Zhf1 (gene zhf1). Gene Ontology annotation, biological process: intracellular zinc ion homeostasis; zinc ion transmembrane transport. Bases 1 to 1182 code for a protein of 393 amino acids. Gene Ontology annotation, molecular function: zinc ion transmembrane transporter activity. Gene Ontology annotation, cellular component: membrane. Lineage: Eukaryota; Fungi; Ascomycota; Schizosaccharomycetes; Schizosaccharomycetales; Schizosaccharomycetaceae. The transcript has a single exon. The record is from RefSeq and is a predicted model, not a curated record.
AUGGAUUUUUCACGCCAAACCCGUAUUAUCUUGCUUUUGACUAUCGACAUCACCUUUUUCUUUAUUGAAAUUAUUACAGGCUAUGCGAUUGACUCACUGGCUCUUAUCGCCGAUUCUUUCCAUAUGCUAAAUGACAUUGCCAGUUUGUUCAUUGCACUUUGGGCAACUAAGCUCGCUCAUUCCACCGAUUACGAGGCUAAAUACACCUAUGGUUGGCAAAGAGCUGAAAUUCUUGGUGCUUUAGCCAAUGGCGUCUUUUUGAUUGCCCUUUGCAUGUUCAUCUUCUUAGAAGCUAUCCAACGCUUUAUUGAACCACCUUCCGUUACGAAUCCUACACUUAUGCUCUUUGUCGGAUCUAUGGGCCUUAUUAGCAAUAUUAUUGGCAUGUUCCUUUUCCACGACCAUAGCCAUGCCCAUGGCCAUGGCCACGAUCACCAUCAGGCAUCUAAUGCUCGUAACUACGAAUUCCCAGAAGAAGUUGAUGAUAUUGAGUCAGUCUUACCUUCCACUAUCGUCAACCGUUGUCAUUUCCAAGGUGUUCCUCAUGACCAUCCUGCUGCUGACAUCGCUGCCACCGAGAACUCCCCCUUGCUUAGCUACAUUGGUUCCCCCUCUGGCUCCAAUGUUUCCAGAAAGUCUCCUAGCAACCACGGAACCAUUCCAGAUUCUUCUCCCCAUAAAGAUCAACACAAACCCAAGCGUAGCCUCAAUAUGCAUGGCGUUUUCCUUCACGUAUUGGGAGACGCCCUUGGUAACGUCGGCGUGAUCAGUGCAGCCUUAGUAAUUGGAUAUACAGACUACUCUUGGCGCUACCUAUUCGAUCCUUGCGUAAGUGUUUUGCUCACCUUUAUCAUCCUCCUCAGCGCCAUUCCCCUUUGCAAGUCUGCCGCUUUAAUUUUAUUGCAAGUUGCUCCUCAAAGCAUUCGCAUAGAAGAUGUCUCGUACCUCAUCAGUCAAUUAAAUGGUGUUGAAUCCGUCCACGAACUUCACAUCUGGCAAUUGUCUGACGUAAAGUUAAUUGCUACUGUUCACGUUUGCGUUACUCUUCCCGAUGACCGAGGUGAGUCUUAUAUGAAAAUGACCAAGGACAUCAAUAGGGUCCUUCAAUCCUUCGGCAUUCAUGAAUGUACCAUUCAACCUGAAUUUGCCAAUCAUCCGUCCCUUUGCCCUUCUGCCAACUAA